AAAUUUAUUAUUCUGUCCAAGUUCCGGUUUAAUACUUCCGGUUUCGAAGCACGCAAGAAAAGCUGCCGACUUUAUUUAUUUAUUUUUUUAAUAUUUUGUUGGAUGACGAUUUUGUAAAAUGUUUAGAAAAUUUGAUGAAAAGGAGAUGAUCUCCAAUGUGAACAAUGCCAAGUCAUCAGUUCAAAAAGGAAUCAAAGCUUCAUUACUUGCACAGUACCCACAGAUUGAGACCUACCUAGACCAGAUACUGCCCAAGAAAGAUGCUCUAAAAAUUAUCAAAUGUCAUGAACAUAUAGAGAUCUUGGCUGGACAAAGUGGAGAAUUGCUGUUCUUUAGGCAGAGAGAUGGUCCUUACUGCCCAACACUUAAAUUAGUACAUAAAUACCCAUUCAUUCUCCCACACAUGCAGGUAGACAAAGGUGCAAUCAGGUUUGUUCUUAGUGGUGCCAACAUCAUGUGUCCUGGCUUGACAUCGCCAGGAGCCAGAAUGACCCGUGUUCCCAAAGAUACAGUGGUGGCUGUAAUGGCAGAAGGCAAGCAGCACGCACUUGGAAUUGGUCUCACAAAGUUAAAAGCAGAUGACAUCUUGGAAAAAAAUAAAGGUGUUGGUGUGGACAACAUUCACUUUCUGAAUGAUGGACUAUGGAACAUGAAACCAGUUAAAUAACAAAUGUUAAUUUUAGACUCAAUUGUGUAAAAUGUGCUACGUCAAAGUGUACCAUUGUAAAUAUCCCAAUUAAAACAUUGCAUCUCGAAAAA
Gigantopelta aegis is the source of this 759-nucleotide messenger RNA. Its product is annotated as malignant T-cell-amplified sequence 1-like. Gene Ontology annotation, molecular function: RNA binding. The coding region runs from base 119 to 667 and encodes 182 amino acids. The record is from RefSeq and is a predicted model, not a curated record. NCBI's taxonomy places the organism in Eukaryota, Metazoa, Mollusca, Gastropoda, Neomphalida, Peltospiridae. Gene Ontology annotation, biological process: formation of translation preinitiation complex. The transcript has 6 exons.